Molecule: messenger RNA, 6909 nt
Organism: Caenorhabditis briggsae
Lineage: Eukaryota; Metazoa; Nematoda; Chromadorea; Rhabditida; Rhabditidae
Exons: 20
Coding region: 1-6909 (2302 amino acids)
Source: RefSeq, a predicted model, not a curated record
AUGAAUAUUGAGCUCUCCCAGACAGUCCAAAGAUGGUGCAUUCCGAAACGCUCCACACUUGCACAAGAAUUUCCACAACUUUUAAUCGUGAAAGAGAAAACAAAAAGCUAUGUAACAAUGUCGCAUAACUUCGUAGCCUGUGAUGCCGCAACAGAGCGCCAGCACAGAGCGUAUGUGUUUGCCAACCAACAAGUCUUCCAGCACGCCUGGUUGCGCGACGCCUGGGCAACACUGAACAUUGAGGAUGAAACGACUUGGGAGUACGUCAACUUUAUGAUGAUCAGCGAGCUUGAGCGGGAGAAGUUUGAGGCGGAUGUGCUUGCACGCACCGUUCAUCCGAAUAUUAAGUUCGUGGAAGCCAAAGUCCACCUACUGCCACAUGUGUUCAGCCAGAAAGCACCUCGUGGACGCGGCAACUUCAACCCACGGUACCAGCAAAGGAACAACAGCUGGACACGUCAGAACUUCGCUCAACGUCAACACUUCCAGAGUCCACAACAUAACUACGACCAUCGAGCCGACACUUACCAAGCGCCCCAGAACUCUUUUUAUCCAAUGCAGCAAUACUUUUCUGGACCAUUCCAAACUGUUUCUCCGAUGGCAGUGCCAAUCCCUCCCGCUCCUGUCGGUUAUGUGCCAGUCAAUCAUGGCUACAACAACACUUUCUCAGCAGCUCCCAUGCAAAACGGCUACUCCCAACAAAUUCUGCCAAAUGGUGGUUAUUAUCCAUCUCCAACCGAGUCACGAGACAGUGGAGUGUACACAAGCUCACCAUCGAAUGGAUACGAAGGAAAUCGGAACAUCCAAUAUAUUCCAGCACCUUAUCCAAAUGACGAACAACACGUACCAGCCUUUCCUUCAGACAUGGCUCAGAUCCAUGAUCUAUUACCAAGUCGUUCUCUCCGUCAGGAUGCUUAUCGAGAAGUGCAAAUGGUGAACGUGGAACCACAAAUGCAAACCACCAUCGAGCCUGAACCUAAUUUUGAGAAAAAUCUGCAAAUCAUUUCCGGACAACACGAGGAAUCACAGACGGCCGUUGAAAAGGAUAAUGGCAACGAUGACUCAUCACUGCAAGUGUCCAAAAAUGUUGCUACUCUUCAAGUUGUGAUUGAGAAACAUGCGAAGUUAACGGAAUCAACUGAUCUUGAUACCAAAGAAAUCGAAGGGCAGGACACUUCAGAUGAGGCAACUGAGACUGCGUCGAUGCCAAGCAAUUCAGAAUCUGUGCUUCCAACUGCACCCAAAUCAGCUAAAUUUAUGGAGGAAAUCAAACCACCGAGCAUUGGAACUCCUGUCGAGGAUAACAUUCAAACCACCACCGAGCUUGAAUUCGAAAAGGAGAGUCCGAUCGUAACUGAUGAUGUGUCUGGCGCUUCCAAUAAAGAUCUGAAUUGUGACCUCUCAAAACUUAAACCUGUUCAGUCUAUGGAAUGUUCUGAUUUUGAUGCCGAAGGACUCAAAGAUCAGUUCACUUCUGACGAGGCAACUCUGACUUUGGUCCCACAUGCACACGAAUCAGCAAUAUUUGUGGUGGAGGCCAAACUACUUCCGAGCAUUGGAACUACUGUCGAGUAUGACAUUCCAAUCAACAUCGAGCUUGAACUCCAAACGGAGAGUCAGAUUGUAACUGAGGAUAUGUCUGGCGCCACGAAAAAGGACUCAGAUUUGAAUUGUGAGCAGUCGAAAUAUGAGAAACCAGUGCAACCUGUGGAGCGUUCUGAUUUUGAUGCCGAAGGACUCAAAGAUCAGUUCACUUCUGACGAGGCAACUCUGAUUUUGCUCCCACAAGCAGCCGAUUCAGCUAAAUUUGUGGUGGAGGCCAAACUACUUCCGAUCAUUGAAACUACUGCCGUGUGUGACAUUCAAACCACUAUCGAGUUUCAAGUGGAGAUGAACGGACAAAUGCUUGUGCAACAACACAAAAAACCACAAAUGGCCGUUGAAGUCGACAAAGGCAAAAUAGAGCCACGACUACAAAUCAGCAGAUCAAAGGAUGUUGAUACUCGUCCGAAUGUUGCUGAUGAUACGCCUGGCGCAUCAAAUACGGAGAGUGAUCCCUCAAAACUCGAGAAACCAGUUCUCACAACUCCAAUGACACCAAUUGAUACUGAAACCAAAAAACUCAAAGGAAAGAUAACUGAUGACGGACCAGCAGAUCCAUACAACUCCGACUUCAUCAUUCCAUAUAUUUCCAAAUUGGCGGAAGAUCUAGAAUUCCCAUCACCACUAGAUGCUGAUGUGCCAACGGUGGAAAAUGAAAAGCCCAUCAAACCACUGAUGUCUGAAGUCUUGCUUGCUGCGAUUGAAAAGGAGAAGGGAACUGUCAAUCCCUGUUUGAAUGCUGCUCCAAUCUUGCAACGGAAUAUGUGUCAGAAGGGGAACAAGAAUCUGAAGUCUUGCACAAACUCCCACGCCUCCGAAGCUACGUCGUUGUCUCAAAUCAAAAAAAGUGAUAAGCGAUUCCAUAACAAGACCCCCAAGGCUCCCAAAAAUCAACUGCCAGCCAAGCAAGAACAGGAUUCUACCUCGGAAUGGAAAACGGUCAAAGGUUCAUCUAAGGACACCAACAAUAAUAAGAAGUUGGCAGUUGCUGAAGAACAACCACCAGUUGCCAAAGAGAGCAAGAAAAGUCCAUCGUCCAAAGAGCUGAAAGCGUCGACAACUGUUUCCUCAAUUUCACCAACACUGAAAGCCGAGCAAUCAGGAAAGGAAAAUCUAGUAGAUUCGACCACUGAUAAACCAGAUCAGCCUGAAAAAUCCCAAACCCCGAAGUCCAGUCUCAAAAAGUCCAUGAAAAACAAAAAGAAGGACAAAAAGGCCAAAACUGCCAAAUCCUCGGUCAUCGAUGAUCUUGAUACUCUUCUCGAACAAUUCAAGGAGGAGGAUAAAAAAUCAGCAGAGAAAAGUGGCAAAGUCUGUGAGGCGGUGUUCGAUCCGGCAAACGGUCACAAAAAGAAGAGGACGAUCCGGCAAUAUCGAGCAGAAAGGGAGGAAGCUGAGAGGAAUGAGCAGGAGGUAUUUGACUCACUCAAAACAGAAGGACAGCGACUGGAAAUCUGCGUCAAUGUGACUCUUCAGCAGUUCAUUGAAGAGCUCAAUUAUUGUGUCAUUAACCGCUCACCAAUGUUCAACUGGCCUGAAUGCCCACUAAGAGAUCUGUUCGAAAGCGAGGAGAUCACCCGAAAACGUGAUGAUCUAGUGCUCGCUUUUAUCCAUUCUAGAAUUUCGGACCAGUUCGAAAGGGUUGGAACCACUGCGAAGCUGCGGGAGUUGUACUACCGCUUCAUCAGACGUCACUACAUCUCCAAUCUGGGAUUCAUCUUGGAGCCCUUGGCGCAAAUCCUUUUGGAGAUCACCUUUGAAGAUGAGAGAGAAUUCUUCGGCAGAAUGCUCAACAAACGAGAGCUCAGAGAAAAACUGAAAAUGUCGCAUAACUUCGUAGCCUGUGAUGCCGCAACAGAGCGCCAGAACAGAGCGUGUGCGUUUGCCAACCAACAAGUUUUCAAGCACGCCUGGGUGCAACAUGCCUGGUCAUCACUGGAUAUUGAGGAUGAGUCGACUUGGGAGUACAUCAACAGUAUGGAGAUCAGCGAACUGGAACGGAAGAAGUUCGAGGCGGAUGUGCUCACAAGCAACGUUCACCCAAAUAUUAAGUUCCUGAAAGCCGAAGAAGAUCUGCUGCCAUUUGUCGUCAGACUUAGAGCACCCCGUGGACGCGGCGACUUCAACCAGCGUAACCAGCAAAGGAACAACAACUGGACACGUCAGAACUUCGUUCAACAACAAAACUUCGAACAACGAGCUGACGCUUUCCAAGCGCCCCAGAACUUCAAUUAUCCAAUGCAUGAACACUUUUCUGGACCACUCCAAACUCCUCCGAUGGCAGUACCAAUCUCUUCCGCUCCUGUCAAUUAUGUGCCAGUCAAUCAUGGAUACAAUAACACUUUCUUCGCAGCUCCCAUGCAAAACGGCUACUCUCAGAGCAACCAGCCAAAUGGUGGUUAUUAUCCAUUUCCAACCGAGUCACGAGACAGUGGGGUGUACACAAGCUCACCAUCAAAUGCAUACGAAGGAAGUCAUAACAUCCAAUAUAUUCCAGCAUCUGAUCCACGUGAUGUCCCAUACGCAUCAGUCAUUCCUCCAGGAGUGUCUCAAAUCUAUGAUCCAUCACAGGGUGUUCCACCACAGUCGGUCGACUUCAAUUAUCCAAUGCAGCAAUACUAUUCUGGACCAUCCCAAGCUGUGCCUUGGAUGGCAGGGAAAAUCCCUCAAGGUCCCUUUGGUUAUGUGCCAGUCAACCGUGGCUACAACAACACUUUAUCAGCAGCACCCAUGCAAAACGGCUACAACCAGAACAUUCUGCCGAAUGGUGGUCAUUAUCCAUGUCCAACCGAGUCACGAGACAGUGGAGUGUACACAAGCUCACUAUCGAAUGGAUCCGAAGGAUGCCAGAACUUCCAACAGGUUCUAGCCUCUUCUCCAAGUGAUGACCCAUACGCAUCAGUCUUUUCUCCAGAAGCGUCUCAAAUCCAUGAUUCAUCACCAAGUCGUUCUCUCCGUCAGGAUGCUCAUCGGAAAGUGCAAACGGCGAAUGCGAAGCCACUAAUUCAAACCACCAUCAAGGUUGAACCCAAUUAUGAGAGUAAUCUGCAAGUUGUUUCCGGACAACACGAGGAACCACAGUUGACCGUUGAAGAUGAUAAUGGCAAUAAAGACACACCACAACAAGUGUCUGAUGAUGUUUCUACUCUUCAAGUUGUAAUUGAGAAACCGGCGGAGUUUAUGGAAUCAACUGAUUUCGAUACCGAAAAAACCGAAAAGCAUGACACUUCAAAUGAGGCAACUGUGACAUUGGCGAAGCAACGUAAUUCAGAAUCUGGGCUUCCAACUGCACCCGAAUCUGCUGAAUUUGUGGAGAAAGUCAAACCACUGAGCAUUGGAACUACUGUCGAGGAUAACACUCAAACCACCACCGAACUUGUACUCGAACAGGAGGGUUCGAUAGUAACUGAUGAUGUGUCUGGCGCUUCCAAUAAAGAUCUGAAUUGUGACGUCUCAAAACUUAAACCAGUGCAGUCUAUGGAAUGUUCUGAUUUUGAUGCCGAAGGACUCAAAGAUCAGUUCACUUCUGACGAGGCAACUCUGAUUUUACUCCCACAUGCACACGAAUCAGCUAAAUUUGUGGUGGAGGCCAAACUACUUCCGAGCAUUGAAACUACUGCCGUGUGUGACAUUCAAACCACUAUCGAGUUUCAAGUGGAGAUGAACGGACAAAUGCUUGUGCAACAACACAAAAAACCACAGAUGGCCGUUGAAGUCGACAAAGGCAAAAUAGAGCCACGACUACAAAUCAGCAGAUCAAAGGAUGUUGAUACUCGUCCGAAUGUUGCUGAUGAUACGCCUGGCGCAUCAAAUACGGAGAGUGAUCCCUCAAAACUCGAGAAACCAGUUCUCACAACUCCAAUGACACCAAUUGAUACUGAAACCAAAAAACUCAAAGGAAAGAUAACUGAUGACGGACCAGCAGAUCCAUACAACUCCGACUUCAUCAUUCCAUAUAUUUCCAAAUUGGCGGAAGAUCUAGAAUUCCCAUCACUCACUAGUAAAGCUUCGGAUUCAGUUGUAAAGUGCUUAAAGGAUGCUGAUGUGCCAAUGGUGGAAAAUGAAAAGCCCAUCAAACCACUGAUGUCUGAAGUCUUGCUUGCUGCGAUUGAAAAGGAGAAGGGAACUGUCAAUCCCUGUUUGAAUGCUGCUCCAAUCUUGCAACGGAAUAUCUGUCAGAAGGAGAACAAGAAUCUGAAGUCUUGCACAAACUCCCAAGCCUCCGAAGCUACGUCGUUGUCUCAAAUCAAAAAAAGUGAGAAGCAAUUUUAUAACAAGAAACUUGAGCCUCCAACAAACCACCUGCCAGCCAAGCAAGAACAGGACUCCACCUCGGGCUGGAAAACGGUCAAAGGUUCAUCUAAGGACACCAACAAUAAUAAGAAGUUGGCAGUUUCUGCAGAACAACCACCAGUUGCCAAAGAUAGCAAGAAAAGUCCAUCGUCCAAAGAGCUGAAAGCGUCGACAACUUCUUCCUCAAUUUCUCCAACACUGAAAACCGAGCAAUCAGUAAAGGAAAUCCUAGCAGAGUCGUUCAUUGACACACCAGACCAGCCUGAAAAAUCCCAAAUCACAGAGUCCAGCCAAAAGAAGUCCAUGAGAAACAAAAAGAAGGUCCAAAAAGCCAAAGCUGCCAGACCCUCGGUCAUCGAAGAUUUCGACACUCUCCUGAAGCAGUUCAAGGAAGAGGAUAGAAAAUCAGCGGAGAAAAAAGGCGAGGUCCGUGAAGUGGUGUUCGAGAAGACAAACGGCAACAAGAAGAAGAGGACGAUUCGUCAAUAUCAAGCAGAAAAAUGGCAAUAUGAAGCAGAAAAAGAGGAGGCUGAGAGGAAUGGGCAGGAGCUAAUCGAUUCUUUCGAGAACGUAGAUAAACGACUGGAAAUCUGCGUCAAUUUUGGUCUUCCUCUAUUUUUUGUAGAGCUAGAUGAUUGCGUGAAAAACCGCUCACCAAUGUUCAACUGGCCGGAAUGCCCAGUGAGGGACUUCUCUGAAAGCGACGAAACCACUCGGGACCGUGACGAGCUAGUGCUCAGAUUCAUCAACAUAAGAAUUUUGGACCAAUUUAAAGGGGUCGGCACAACUUGUGUGCUGCAGGACAAGUUCUACAGUUUCCUCGGACGUCAUUACAAUUCCAACUUGGGACCUAUUCUGGAGCCGUUGGCGAGAAUUCGCAUGGAGCGAGAAAUAAUCCUUCACGACGAUUGGGAGCUGAUUGUCAGAAUGCUCAACAAACGAGAGCACAGAGCCGAGUGGAAGGAGUUCAACUUCCACUAUAUGAGAUCGACUGAUAAGAUUCGAUUCGAUUAA